AUGCGCCAGCAGACUGAAAUGGACGAAAGCAGCAUCAGGAUGAGGAAGGAGUCGCAGAGUCUCACGGGCCACAGCGUGGACUGUGAGACGAAAGACAAGAAGCCUGGGAAAGCCACUGUGCUUCAAAAAGAUGUGAGUGUAUUGGCCCUGUUAAGUGCCAUCUGUCUGAUUGUGGGGACGAUGAUUGGCUCGGGCAUCUUCAUCUCUCCGAAGGCUGUUCUGCUUUACUCUGGAGCGGUUGGACCCUGCCUUCUCAUCUGGGCUGCCUGUGGUGUGUUAGCCACACUGGGAGCACUCUGCUAUGCUGAGCUCGGCACCAUGAUCACCAAAUCGGGGGGAGAGUAUUCGUAUCUAACUGAGGCUUUUGGCCCCCUCCUGGCCUACCUUUACUCCUGGACCACUGUCAUGGUGCUGAAGCCCUCCUCCUUCGCCAUCAUCACUCUGAGCUUUGCAGAAUACGCCGCCAACCCUUUCUACCCCGGCUGUACUCCUCCUCUUGUGGUUAUCAAGUGUCUGGCAGCAGUAGCUAUAUUUAUGAUCGUCACCGUCAACUGUUUUAGUGUCAAACUGGCGAACUACGUGCAAAACUUCUUCACUGUCGCCAAACUUUUCAUCAUCCUUGUCAUAGUUGUAGCUGGCAUGGUAAUGCUGGCACGAGGAAACACUGAGAAUCUGUCGAAUGCAUUUGAUGGCACAUCAUCGUCUAUUGGAGCAAUUGGACUUGCGUUUUAUAAUGGGCUUUGGGCUUAUGAUGGAUGGAAUCAACUGAAUUUCAUUACAGAAGAGCUAAAACAACCAUCCAGGAACUUGCCACUGGCCAUCCUCAUUGGGAUCCCUUUGGUAUGUGUGUGCUACGUGUUGGUCAACGUCGCUUACUUCUCUGUUAUGACCGCCACUGAACUGCUGUUGUCUCCAGCUGUUGCCUUGACUUUUGGAGACAGAGUCCUGUACCCACUGUCUUGGAUUGUUCCUCUCUUUGUUGUAUUGUCUACAUUCGGCUCUGCCAAUGGAAGCUGCUUCACAGCUGGCAGACUGGCUUAUGUAUCUGGCAGAGAGGGUCACAUGGUUAAAAUAUUAUCCUAUAUCAGCUUGAAGCGCUACACUCCAUCCCCUGCUCUUAUGUUCAAUGGUAUUUUGGCUAUUAUCUAUAUUAUCCCAGCAGACAUCAACACUCUCAUUAACUACUUCAGCUUUGCUCAAUGGGUGUUUUACGGCCUGACGGCACUGGCUCUCAUCGUCAUGCGUUUCACUAGGAAGGAGCUCCAUCGACCAGUAAAGGUGCCGAUUGUCAUACCAGGCCUAAUAGUCCUGGUGUCCUGCUACUUAGUCCUGGCUCCCAUCAUUGAUAAGCCAGACAUGGAGUACCUUUACUGCACUAUCUUCAUCUUCAGUGGACUUCUCCUCUACUACCCUUUCGUCCACCGGAAAGUCAACUGGGCGCGCAAACUGAUGAGGCCCAUCACCAUGCAUCUCCAGCUGCUGAUGGAAGUAGUUCCUCCUGAGAACUGAAUGAGAGGGGAUAGAACCGACAACCAGAUCAUAUCACAGCCCAACAUUCCAAUUCACCUCUGUUGAAUAGCUGCAUGACAAAAGUCAAAGGGAAUGCACAGUGUUCAUAAACCUACGUACAAGUGUAAUAUGAAAUCAUUCGUCAUGUACCCAGGGACAAAACACAGGAUUCACAUUACUUGAAAAUACUCUAUAGGAUUACCUCUGCUGUUAUUAAAAUACACUUGGAUACGCUAUUUAAAAUAAAGGCACAGAGGAGUCUGAGGGUUUGACCAUAGCCUCAUGAUGUCUUUCUCCACGUGAAGAAAUAAAUCACUUACAAUAACACAACUUUACUAUGAAGAUAAUCAACACUUACAGGAAUCAUUCAAAAGCAAAAUAUGUUAAGCAUUUCUUCAUAAAGUGCAAUAAAGGUUUUACUGGGCCAAAGAGCACUUGACGUAAAGCUAUGACUUAAUUAUGCUUGAAUUGGCACUUGAGCAAAGGGAAGGGAGGGAAAGGGGAAACAUCUUAAAUGCAUUGUGAAGAUAACAUGAAGGAUCAAGCAGAUCAUGCAACAAAAUGUGGAAGCUUUUAUUUAUGUUGCUCCUGUGGUUGGGAACUGAAACAUCAGAGUUUCUUUAAGGAUGUUUGUGUAUUAUUUAAUAAUGAUUUCACACUGAGAUAUACUGAAACAGUGCUGCAUUGUGUAAUCUAUGGCGGUUAUUAAAUGUAUCAAUCUUUGACCAUAAAGUGGA
This is a messenger RNA of Cyclopterus lumpus (lumpfish), 2246 nucleotides long. Its product is annotated as b(0,+)-type amino acid transporter 1-like. Gene Ontology annotation, cellular component: membrane. Gene Ontology annotation, biological process: amino acid transmembrane transport. Lineage: Eukaryota; Metazoa; Chordata; Actinopteri; Perciformes; Cyclopteridae. The record is from RefSeq and is a predicted model, not a curated record. Gene Ontology annotation, molecular function: L-amino acid transmembrane transporter activity.